UGGCCCACAGGUGGCAGGCCCUGUUAGGCGAGGAUCUGCUCCGUCCCCGCCCAGUAAAGAGCAGGAAAACGCACAAACGCAGCUCUGCAUUUGCACUUCGCCGCUUGUUGUCAUUGUCAUCCCCAUGGCACUGUACGAAGAUGCCGAAGCACAGGACGACUGCAGCGAGUGCCCGGUGUGCUACGAGAUCCUACGGGGAACGGAGAGAACCUUGAGCUGCGGUCAUGUCUUCUGCCACGACUGCCUGGUCAAGAUGCUGAUCAGCAUCCACACCGAAGGCCAAAUCCAAAACACUAUCGCCUGUCCCGUGUGUAGACACCUCACCUUCAUCAGGAAGCGGCACGAAGAGCCGCUCGCCUUGGCGGAGGACGCCAAAGCGGAGGCGGAGGAGGACGGCGGAGCCGGAGGGGGAAGCGGCUGCGGUAGGCAAACUUUGGAGGUGCCCGUGGGGACGCCGCUCGUUCGCCUCGAGGACGCCGCGUCCGCUACUUCUCUCUUCGGGCGGCUGCGGCGUUUCUUCUACCCGGGCUCCGGAGGCCAUCGGCGGCAGGGCUUCGUCCGGGGCGACGCUUGCAGUCACUCGGAGAUCUUCAUCAUCAGCGCCCGGGGGAGACCCAUGACCGAGGAGGACACGUUCAGCGUGGUGUUGACGGUGGUACGGCCGCCGAGGAGGCACCGCCGUCGGGUGUGCAGCACGUCUCGAUGCCUGCUGGUGCUGCUGUCCACCUUCACCCUGAUUGCGCUCGUGGCAGCCGUUUUGCCUUGGAUCCUUCUUGCCUAACGAUCAUUAACUUCUGGCACUGAAAUUCUAAAAAUGAGCAUCGACAACCAGCGACGACAAAAGUAAUUGCACUUUAUGUAAGAAGAGUUGGGUUUUAAAACAAAACAAAAAAACUGGUGAAAAUAUUGUUUGAAAAUGGAAAUAAUACGAAGAUUCAACUCCUGUGGCACAAAAAUGAACUUUACUAUGAUGGGGAAAGGGAAUUUUUACGUUCAGUUUUGAUCAUUUUGCACAAAAAUAUAAAAUAAAUCUUUUUUUAUUUAACAUUUCUAUUGCAUAAGAUAUUUUUUUUCUGUAUUGACUUAUAUUAACUUUCACACUGCAAAUUUAUAACGUCUUAAUCUGAUAUUUUUUCUUAAAUCCAGUCAGUUAAAUUUUGAGUGUUAACGGCUAGUUAACAGAUUAACGCAUCAGAUUAUUCCAUUUACGUUAAAUAAUUAUUACUAUUUGUUCUAAUUAAGUCAAUACAUCUGAAAGCCGGUCAUUUUCCACCUAAACCAAGAAAAAAAAAUGCUUUCGAAUAAUGUUGGAACAACAUCUAUUGCUGCAUUAAGAACAUUUCUAAGAAAGAAAGUUUUUUUUUUAGAUUAAAUAUACAAUUUUUUUCCUUAGAAUAAAUCUGUUAAGAUUAUUUUCAGCUAGCUAUUUUUCUUAUUUCAAGAAAUCUGAGUAAAAUCUACUUGAAGCACUAGCAGAUAAUUUCACUUAUUUCUAGUAGAUUCACACUGAAAAGAGGGGAAUUCAAUUUUUUUAUUUUUUUUUAUUUUUAUAGUUUUAAGGAGGUUUUUGCAGUGCAUAUGUAUUGGUUCAGGUGAUACACCGUUUGAUUCAAACCUCUGUUUUCAAAAAUUACUAAAGAAACAUUUUAAAAACUUCCAGAAUAAAUACUAGAUUAUAUUAGCACAUAUAAAAUGCAUCCUUUGAACACAGAUUAUAUUAACACAAGAAAUACAAACGUGUUAAUCAUCUCUUAAGUAUCCAGGAAUGCAAAAACAACAACAACAACAACAACAAAAAAGUGUCUUCAUACCACUCAAAAUUGUCCGUCGUCAAUAAAUUAAAUACAACAAAAAAAAACUUGUUAGUCAGGGAAUAAAAAAAUUAAUAAAAAUGGAGCCUUCCAACAUACUGCUUUUGUCCACAAGCACAGACAAACCCAACAAAAAAUGAAAGCUCCUUUGGGCUGCUUUCAGACAACAUACAAAAUAAAAAUGAAAACUGGGGGGAAGGGGGUAAACCUUGGUUCACUACAUUUCUUACAGUUUAAUUAACGUUAACAGUAGAAAACAUCCAGGAGGAUAUUUCUCUCAAAGCAGCUUACUCCUCGAGUUCGAGAAAUUUGCACGGAUUAAUGUUAGGCUAACUCUGAUGCAGGUCAGACUUUCAAUGGCAAAAUUAGUGGCAAUUACGUUUUUACAUUACUUACAGUGGCUGUUGCUGUUGGCGGAAAAAGAAAAAAAAAACGUCUAAUGUACCUCGUC
Messenger RNA from Corythoichthys intestinalis (scribbled pipefish), 2262 nucleotides. RefSeq names its product RING finger protein 222. The record is from RefSeq and is a predicted model, not a curated record. The transcript has a single exon. Bases 125 to 781 code for a protein of 218 amino acids. NCBI's taxonomy places the organism in Eukaryota, Metazoa, Chordata, Actinopteri, Syngnathiformes, Syngnathidae.